This is a messenger RNA of Amborella trichopoda, 2674 nucleotides long. RefSeq names its product trihelix transcription factor ENAP2. Lineage: Eukaryota; Viridiplantae; Streptophyta; Magnoliopsida; Amborellales; Amborellaceae. Gene Ontology annotation, molecular function: transcription cis-regulatory region binding. Gene Ontology annotation, cellular component: nucleus. The record is from RefSeq and is a predicted model, not a curated record.
UAAAAGAUCUUAAAAACCAGAUCAGCCACCCACCAGCUCCGAUGCGAAUCAGAACCGAGUACAAGUAUAAUAGAGAAACAGGGGUCCACAUUGUAUCUAAGAGAGCAUCACAGAAGAGGGACUUCAGCUUCAUUCAGUUAUACGAAUCCGAACGUCGAGCCGUCCAUCCCUAGAGAACCGAGAACACUCUGUUCAGCACGUGCAAUAGCCACUCGAUCCCCAUACAUGUACGAUAAUUGAGAAUUAAACAGACAGCCGCGAUUAUUUCUACGGAGACAUGCCAUAAACUUGAACGGAUGGCUACGAUUCUCCAAAGCAAGUCCCCACAAUAACGUCGUCUGUAACGUGCCGCCGAUACACAUGUAAAAAUUCCAGAAAAUUGAAGCCGAGUUGAUACGCAGCCGAGCCGAUUCGGUGGGCUUUUGGCGCGCAGCCGGGAACGGCAAAAGGGGCCAGUGCCGGUGAUCAGUUGCCGCACGAACCAAUCGACAUGCACCACGUGUCACACUUCACGCCAACGGCGCUCACCACCUGCCACGCGAUGUCUCGAUGACGACGUCAAGUUCUGCACAUGCGAAGCGUCAAUCCGUCGGAAAGAGGCGUCAAAAGGAAAAUGGGUGUGAGGAACAAAUAUUGAGAGAGAGAAAGCAGGCCACUCUGCCGAUGAGUGGCGUCGGGCCGGCAGUAUUUCAACGCCAACGCGUCGUUUCUCUCGCUAAAAAAUAAUACACGUUCGCCAGUUUUCUCUCUUCUGCUUACCUUCCCGGCCGGAAGAGUAAGAACACGGGUGGUUUUCUGGUAGCCAAGAUCUCAACUCUUGGUCACCGAGCAUCAUUUCCGGCCAACCAGCUGGUAUUCCGGCAACAAUGUCCCAUUUUACUUCCAAAAAUAGGAAGCGCACUGAUUUCCCGGCGAAGAGGUCCCAUUUUCCGGCCAAAUUCAGAAACCCGCAUAUGUUACGGCGACGAGGGUCUCACUUUCAGGGGAAGAAAUAGAAACCCCUUAAUUUUCGGGCACCGAAGGUCCCAUUUUCCGGCCAACCUACUGAUUUUUCCGGCUACUAAGGUCCUGUUUUUCUGGCUUCCCAAGUCUGGUUUUUGACACGAAGAACCCAUUCUCUGGCCAAAACUCAGGAACUUGUUGCUUUCCCGGGGGCGAAGUUCCCAUGUUCCGGCCAGAAAAUUACUGACCCUUCCAUUUUCUGGUGAACAAUCCAAAGAGAAUCACCGGCGAAGCAUCUGAUCAGAUUCAGAGCCCCAAUAGAACCCCAAAGUAAACAAGGAAAAUAACAGAAUAAGAGUUUAUAUUUUCCCCUCUCUACGCCCAUAAACCUUACAAAAGUGAAAGAAAGAGCCCAAACUCCUCUUCCAUGGGGGUGGCGCCUCCUCCUACUCCCACAAACGAGGCAGACGCGCAGCCGUUACAAGCAGCUUCGGGUCCGCCAACAGCAGUGGCAAUCGCUUCAAUUAACCAUGCCUCGGCCAACGGUGGCAGCAGCCGCACCAUCACAUCGGCAACGCCUAUCCCAACGGCCAUACUGGCCGCACCGCCGCCACAUACCCUCACCCUGGCGCUGCCCAUCCAGCAGCAGCCUCACACUCGCUCCGGCAGAGAAGACUGUUGGAGUGAGGGUGCCACGGCCACCUUGAUCGAUGCUUGGGGGGAGCGAUACAUCGAACUGAACCGAGGGAAUUUGAAGCAAAAGCAUUGGAAGGAUGUUGCAGCGGCGGUGAGUUGCAGGGAAGAUUGCACAAAAACACCCAAGACCGACGUCCAGUGCAAGAACCGGCUCGACACUCUGAAGAAGAAGUAUAAGAUUGAGAAGGCAAAGAUUCUGAAUGGAGCCACUUCAAGCAAAUGGCCCUUCUUUCACCGUUUAGAUCAACUCAUUGGUCCCUCCAAGAAACACUCUGCCAUUGCUAAUGCUGCUGCCAUUACGAAUGCCCCUUCUCUUAAUACUGGUCCAAUGACGAUGGGGCCCGAGGUUGAGAUCCAACAGCACGGCUCGUCGGAUGGGUCGACGGACAGCUACCCACCGGAGAUCACCGGGAGGAAGCGGAAGGCCCCCGAGGGCAUGUUCCAUAAGACUCCAGAAGGCGGGGCCGCAGCGCUGCGGGAGCUGACGAGGGCGAUCGUGAAGUUUGGGGAGGUUUACGAGAGGGUAGAGGGGUUGAAGCUUCAGCAGAUGGUGGAGAUGGAGAGGCAGAGGAUGGGUUUGGUGAAGGACUUGGAGUUGCAGAGAAUGCAUUUAUUUGCCAAAGCGCAGGUGGAGCUUGAGCAGAUGAAGAGGGGGGGGAGACACAGCAGGGGGACCACCAAUGGCAUGGGGAACCAUCACCAUAGUAACAACAAUAACAACACAGGUUAGUCAGCUUCAGGUCUCUCUCUCUCUCUAAAUUGUAUUUAGAGAGAGAGAGACUGUGGACGGGUUUAGGUUUGUAGUGCCCCAUAAAUUGUAGAGAGGGAAUUAGUUUGUUAGUGUGUCCCUUUGUAGAGAGAGAGAGAGAGAGAGAGAGAGAGGAGAGUGAUCAUUGGGAUCAGGGUUUGAUCAUGUAUGUGUUGUAUGAAUUAAUUUAUGCCCAACCAGAACAUAGAUGUGCUGCUAUCAAAGGGCUCAUAUGCACGUUAGUGUACCCAAAAUUGCCUUUUGUCAUCAGUCUUCCUCUCUGUGCAA